AUGCUGUCUUCGUGGAUGAAAAUUACGCCUAAUGACGUCUGUGAACAAAAUUUAAAGCUUGCAAAUGAAGGCAUAACACCCUCGCAAAUUAGUGUGCGUCUCCGAAAUUCGUGUGAUUUUGGUAAAAACAUUACUGUAAAUAAGAUUCUUCGAAUCUUGAAGCUUAAUGGUCUAGCACCCGAGAUUCCUGAAGACCUUUAUCACUUGAUCAAGAAAGCAGUUGUCAUUCGUAAGCACUUGGAGUGUAAUCGUAGUGACAAGGACUCUAAAUUCCAGUUAAUUUUGAUCGAAUCAAGAAUUCACCGUCUUGCCAGAUUUUAUAAAACAACAGGACAGCUUUCUUCAGACUGGAAAUAG
Dentiscutata erythropus is the source of this 357-nucleotide messenger RNA. Lineage: Eukaryota; Fungi; Glomeromycota; Glomeromycetes; Diversisporales; Gigasporaceae. The record is from the annotation of a GenBank genome assembly.